UGUGUGUUUGAUUACGGCUGACGACUAUAGCUAUCACUGGCGACAAAGACGGUGAUGACGAUGAUGCAGUAGUGCUGGUGUCAGGCAACCAGUGGGUGUGAGGAAAAAAAAAGUCCAAAGAAUCGAAAUCGAAGAGUGAAAAAUUUGCACCGAAAACCUGUCCGGCAUCGCCGUGGUAGUCGUCGCCGUCGGCGGCGAGGAAAGUGUUUGGGAAAAUUUUAACCGAGGCCGAAAAUAUUGACGGGAUGAGGCGUGUGUGUGCCGUAAAAAUAACUGGUCAAUGAUUUGGAGCCGUGGGUGGACCUCUCCUCGACGAACGUGCCGUGGCUGGUUGGCUUUCAAGUAAUCCAUCCGACUGAAGUGGAAAUCAGAACCCAUGAAUGCAUUUGGUGGAAGGAAAAUCAGUGUGAAUAAAAGGGAGAACAGUUUUUCACUGCCCGAGUCGCGUCCAAGUGGAAAUGUCUGUGGAAAAACUUCGGAAAAUUGAUUGAUUCGCGGUGAGAAGUUGGAAUCGCGUCGAAAACAGAAAGAAUAAGCAAGUCGGAGAGGAAGCAUCCAGAGACCGUCUCAUUCUCCGGACAUUCCUAGCUGGCCUACGAGUGUGUCUAUAAUUUGCCUUUAUUGGUGUAAUUUAUUUCUUAUCUUGUGUUUUUUUUUUGAGUUAAGCCUUCUGGCUGGUGCUGGCCGUUUUUUUUUUGUGUUCAUUCGGUCGUCUUUAAAGCAAUCACACAAAGAGCUUCAGUCGUCGUUCGUCGCAAAUUGAAUGCAGCUGCCUCUCCUCCGGUUGAUGCAGCAGGAAAUCUUUGUUAUUCUGAUUCUGAGUGAAGGCAUCACGACGACGACGACGACUUACAAAUAAGUUGCUUCCAAUAGCAGUGUGCAGUGUUUCCUUGUUUGGCUGGUGCGAGGCCAAAGUUAGCGACCGUGAAAUAUCGACACAUCCCCGAGGAGUCACUACUAGAAUCUAGUAGCACACUGAUCGUCACCCUGAUGGGAUAGAGAUUUAAUCUACCAUCUUCCGAAGAAUUUAGCCAAUACAACAGCAAACAUCGCUAAUUUCUACCAACCAUGGAUUGGAUCAUCAAUGACGAGCUCGGUCUGACGGUGGGCCACGUCGUGGGCUAUGUGUCCGCUUCGUUUAUGGUCGUCGGUGGAGUGCUGCCGUACGUGCCGCAGUACAAGCAGAUCAAAAAGACCCAGGAUCCGGAGGGGUUCUCGCUGCACGUUUGCCUAGCGCUGCUAAUUGCCAACACGUUGCGAAUCCUGUUCUGGUUUUCCAGCCGGUUCGAGAUUCCCUUACUGGUGCAAAGUGUCGUAAUGAACCUAACCAUGUUCUUAAUGAUUCACCUGUGUGUGACGGUGCGGCGUAACAAUGCCAUCAUGCGGACGCGGGAGCGAGUUUUCUCAGGAGACGAAACGCUGCUGGAAGCCCGAGAGUCUAUAAAUAAAGCCAUCGAAGAGCACAGCAAGACCGAUGGUGUAAUUAGCAAUCGAGCUGCGGCGGCGACGACGACGGUGACGAUGGCAGAAGGAGCUGCUGGGAAGUUGACCAACAGUACCACUAUCGGGAUUGUGUCCACACUGCCACCAUCCGGGGUCGGGGGUGGAGCGGCCAGCGCUCCGGGGAGUCUGAAGAAAUCACGAUCCCGGCACUAUAUUGUUGAUUUUGACUCGCGGUACUUUUGGAACUGGACCGACUUCCAGUCCUAUCUGGACUUUAUGCUGGUGGUGUGGGUCGUCGGGGCGGCUGUCACCUACCUGAUGCUGUCCGUGACCUGGUUCAUGGAAACCGUUGGCUUCCUGGCAGUCUUCACCGAAGCGAUGUUAGGUGCACCGCAAUUUCUUAGAAACUAUAAGAAUAAGUCCACGCACGGUAUGAGUAUUUGCAUGGUGAUCAUGUGGACCGCUGGUGAUAUGUUCAAGACUGGUUACUUUAUCUUAAGGAAUGCACCGACGCAGUUCUGGAUCUGCGGAACCCUGCAGGUCAGCCUCGAUCUAGCCAUUCUGCUGCAGGUGUACAUCUAUCGGAAGAAUCCACCGCGUAGCACCCAUCGCGGCGACUAGCAGUUUGCCCCUCAGAAUAUUCAGAACGGCACCAACCAUAGCAGUAACAACAAUAACAAUAACAACCUUAACCAUCACACCAACACCGGUAUUACGAAAAUCAACAGCUACACCCAAACGGUUCCAAUCCCCACCCAGCGGAUUUUGGGCAAUGCCAAAAUCAACCGUUCCUCAGGCCCAUCAGCCGUGAUGGCCUACUCGUCUUCCCCGGCGGAUUCGUCCUUCUACAGUUCCAUGAUGCAAACCGACGGUUCGCUAUCGCUGAAGUCCACGAUGACACCGCAUCGCCAUAAAGUAGGUUCCCGCUACCAACAUUCGAAGUCGCACUCGAUAUCCGGCUCGAGGGAAGCCACACCGGUGCGGAUGGUUGCGAGCACGACCAGGCGCGCCAAUUCGGAGAGGUUUGACCGACAGAAGACUGCUUCGCUGCCUUUGCCCAAGCGAAGACAGCUCAGUUUGAGUGCCAAUUACUCCGGCGGCGGAGAUCCUGCGGUGGAUGACGAGAUUGUUGAACGAGAGCAAGAGACUAUUGUGGGCUCGGCGCAGCGGAGAGGGCGGGGAAAUGUUCUCAACGAGGACGUGUACAAUUUGAGUGUUGCGGGGGACAACUGUUCGUUUGUAACAAUCACCGGGAAUGCUUUUAGCAAUCGUCGAGAUUCCAAUUGUACGUUAAAUAGCAAUAGCUACAAGGAGCAGUACAUUCUAGGUAGUAACUAUAACAAUAAUAUCAACCGGCACAGUCAGGAGCAUCACGAUGCUAUGCUGCUGUCGUCAACGGUGGUGCGGCUGAAGGAUAGGGCCGAAGGGCAGGAGGCUAGGGGACUAGGAGAGCAAACUGUUGCUCCUGGGAAAGGGAAAGAGUGUGAAGUGAGUUUGCAAGUGAAGCCGCACCACUAUGAAACGAAUUCGAAAUCCCUGGAGGAUAUCUUAUGACGACACGCAGCGCUGGUCCUGUGGCCAGUGCUGAGACGCGAGCAAAUAUUGAAGCUCGAAGAGAUGGAAUCAAAGCAACAGCCUUCGGCGACAUCGACCAUAUCAAAUAAUGAAUCUCGUACGAUGAGGUCAGCCGAGACACAAACCGAACUGCUCGAAUGCAGCGGUGACGAGGGAGCCAGCAGCGAGGAUGUUGUAAGUGUGAAUGAUGACGAGCUCGAAGUGAUCUCAACGCGUCCUCUUCCGAAUGAGGAAGCAUCAAAGCAUGGAACGAGCGAACAAGAUUACGACGACGACGAUGACGACGAGGAUGAUUAUGACGAGGAAAUCCUUGGGGAGAAUGCUAAGCUGAAGACGAUCAAACGGUUGAACUGUACCAAUUUGUUCAACUUCAACAAGCUGGAACUGUUGAACGAACGCUGCUCGGUGGUGGGCACCGGUCAGCAGCAAAUCAGCGAUAGCAGUCGGAAUCUGUGCGAGCAUGAAAUGCACGUGGCCAUCGACGAAGACCUGGGGCAGGCCGCGGCAGCAGGAGAGGGAAAACGGACUAGGGAGGAGUCGGCGGCUGGUUCCAGCAGCAGUGCGGUCAUCUUCAUCCAGGAGAGUCCGGAAGUGAUAUUAUAGCAGUGGCAUUUCUCUUUUUAUUUUAGAGUCGUUAUUUAUUUUUAGAACUACGUAUAGAAAGAGAAAUAUUAUUGUUAGUGAGA
Messenger RNA from Ochlerotatus camptorhynchus, 3704 nucleotides. Its product is annotated as solute carrier family 66 member 2. Gene Ontology annotation, cellular component: endosome; trans-Golgi network. The coding region runs from base 1069 to 2064 and encodes 331 amino acids. The transcript has 6 exons. Gene Ontology annotation, biological process: phospholipid translocation; retrograde transport, endosome to Golgi. The record is from RefSeq and is a predicted model, not a curated record. NCBI's taxonomy places the organism in Eukaryota, Metazoa, Arthropoda, Insecta, Diptera, Culicidae.